AUGGACGAACACAUAUUCCACUCGAGUUUUGGAGAUAUGAUGCCUGCCAAACAAGUUUUAUUGAAAGCAGUUACUUCUCUUCUUAAAAAGUUGCAAUUAAAUGAAUUCGAACAGUGCGCUAUAGAGCUCUCACUCUCAAGCAUCUUUAACAAAAUUAACCCAGCAAUUGAAAAAGUUUUAUAUGAGCAAUUAAGCAAUCAAGCAGGACCAACCUCAACCCCCCUUGAACUAAAGGGCAUCAGCGAAAUCUCUUUUGGCUUGAUGGAAGAAGUUAUUGCAAUCAAAGAUGUUGACGAGAUGCUUCAAAUGGCCAAUAUCUUAGAAAGAGUUGUGGAGAACUUUAACCUUUGGGGCUCAAGCACAAAAGAUUCAGAAUUAACUUUCUAUCGACGUUUUGCCGAGUUGUUGGAUAUUUUCCGAUGGAGAAACGGGAUCAAAGAGCAGCAAAACUGCAAUCGAGAUCAAUAA
Messenger RNA from Cokeromyces recurvatus, 468 nucleotides. RefSeq lists its product as uncharacterized. Bases 1 to 468 code for a protein of 155 amino acids. The record is from RefSeq and is a predicted model, not a curated record. NCBI's taxonomy places the organism in Eukaryota, Fungi, Mucoromycota, Mucoromycetes, Mucorales, Mucoraceae. The transcript has 4 exons.